Molecule: messenger RNA, 3244 nt
Organism: Conger conger (European conger)
Lineage: Eukaryota; Metazoa; Chordata; Actinopteri; Anguilliformes; Congridae
Gene: cacfd1
Product: calcium channel flower domain containing 1
Exons: 5
Coding region: 738-1247 (169 amino acids)
Biological process (GO): vesicle-mediated transport
Cellular component (GO): membrane
Source: RefSeq, a predicted model, not a curated record
GGGACAAACCCAGGGAAAUAACAAAAGAAAGGGCUGCAGCUGACAUCGGAACGCGAAUAAGACAGAUACAACCAGCAUAUCAAAAUUAUACGUAUGUAAAUGAAACGGAGUAACAUUUUGCCACAUAUACAGACAUUUUCUGUCUCGAGGGGAAAUCGCUAGCUAGAAAGGCUUCUAGAAUCUUUCAAAGAGCUGUUUGGAAGGAAGAAAAACACUAACUUAACAUUAGCUCAACGCUGCUUGCGUUAAUCUAAGUUAACAAUGUCUAAAAGUUAAUCGAAUGAAAGUCACGCUUGGAUGACAAUCAGGGCAGGAGUCUGUAUGGUGUUUGUAAGUUCGCGGUUAUGGAAGAGAACUGACAUAAAGCGUGUUAUUAUUUGACAAAAUAUAGCUAGCUUGCUAACUUACCUGAACGAGCUAGAGUAGACGUCAGCAGCAAGCUAGCUAGCGAAUGCUACGUUAGCUACGCGUCUGCUCAUGUUACCUCGAUAGCUAACGCUAGUAGUCAACUACAUGCAUCUUCAUGACACAUUGAUGGAGACCUUUUAAUAAUACACUAUAUCAUAAAACCUUAACUAACUUGUCAACAUACCAAAAUAGUUUUAAUACGUAUUCUUGCACCGUAGAAAAAGUGAGGUUGUAUUUUCAAACCAAACAUUGUGGGUGCUUAGCCUGUAGCUAUUGCUUAGUGAGCUGUAACUUAUACGGCAGAACACUGAAUAAUUCACUGAAGUAAAAUGAGCGCCACUGAGCAACCUGCCCCUGCCAACAAGGCCAACACCGACGAUGAUGGCAUGUCUUGGUGGUAUAGAUGGAUCUGCAAGAUCGGUGGUGUCAUCGGCGGAAUCUCCUGUGCCGUGGCAGGAGUGUGGAACUGCGUCACCGUUAACCCCCUCAACAUCGCAGCGGGUGUGUGGAUGGUCCUGAACGCCUGCGUGCUCUUCCUGUGUGAAGUCCCUUUCUGCUGUCAGUUCAUCGACUUCGCCAACGCCGUGGCAGCCAGGGCCGACCGACUGAAGCCCUGGCAGAAAGCCAUCUUCUACUGCGGGAUGGCGCUGUUUCCUGUCUUUCUGAGUUUUUCCAUCACCACGUUAUUUGGGAACGCGAUCGCCUUCGCAACAGGGGUCCUGUACGGACUGGCAUCACUGGGAAAGAAGGGAGACGCCGUGGGCUACGCCCGGCUCCAGCACGAGAAACAGGCGGACGAGGAGAAGCUCACGGGGACAACUGACGGGGAGCCACAGUAACCUCACCCCCUCACCCCUCACCCCCUCGCCCCGUGACCUCUCUGCUGCUCAUUCCCAGUCUUAACGUAGAGUACACUGCAUCGCUGCUGCUGUCCAGUCCGCGUCACGUGAGGACUGUUUCCUGUUCCGUUUUCCGGUUUUAUUUCUCCUGCUAAACCACACCUUCUGUACCGCCUGGGAACGGUACUGCGGGGAGUCGUUUUCUCAAGAGUGUUAUCAGCCAUAUCCAAAUGCGUGGUACUUGUGUGUGGAAAGGUAUGAUUUUAAUAUGAUGUUCUAUUUAACAUGGCUAAGCUUUUUUUUUUUGUGUGUGUGUGCCUUUUUGAUUUAGAUUUUAUUUUUUUCAUUUUAAGGUUUUGAGGGUAAUGCUAUUGUGUCUUUAAGACGGAAUGUUUAUGUACAAUUCAGGUUACUGAUCUCAUCCAAAGGUAUUGAAAUCGUUCUGAAAAAUACAAUGUUUUUGACAUUGUACGUGAUGGUUGUUUAGGCAGAUGCUAUCGGGCAGGUAAUGUGAAAAUACGUAAUGCCUUUAUUGUGACCAUGGCUUCCUGUUCGCCGAGUGAUGGUACUUUUAAUUUAGUUUUUCUUCCUCAUGAAAAGAUGCAUGUUUGGACAUUAGGGCAAAAUGAAAAUAUACCUAUAAUAUAUUAACCACAGGGACAAAAAAAUGUAAGCGCCUUCUCUUUGCAUGGGUGAAAUCUUUGCUAAAACUCUAUUUUGUGAACCUUAACUCAAAGGCCAGUUGUGUGGUUGUGGUUUUUCCUGUGGCAUAAAACAAACUGGAAUGGUAAAAUGUCCGCUUGUGGCUAUGCAGCUCAGAAAAUAUGCCUACUAAUUUUCCUGUUUUUAGUCUGUCUGGGACAAAUUCUCCUUUAAAUAUUAAGUGUGAUAUUGCUGGACUUAUGAAAAGAAGCCCCUCUCCAGGCCUGUUGCCAGGCAGGAUUUCUGUGGCAUUUUUAUUCAAGGACUUGUGUGUCUGGCGUGUUUUCAGAGUGGGGGAAAAUGUUUGAAUAGUCCUCCAGAUGAUAAGAACGUGAAGAAACCACACGUGAACCUGGAUGGACUAUUCCUUUACAUUGGAUGGCUAAUCGGUUGACAGAUUACUUUUUUUCCUGUAACAUUCCUCCUAUCAAGAUUGCACUGUAUACAGUAUGCGUUGGCCUGUGUGUGCACGGGCACACUUUACAGCAGAAUGGGUGCUGAAGAACAGCGUUUAAGCAGCUAUCGGGAAACACCCCGUCUUAUCCCAGUACCACUGGCCUGGUUCAGCUUUCAGCAUCAAUAUCCACAUUCAAACACUGGACACUGUGUGCACUGUGAAUCACAGCUCAUCAGGGACAUCCAGGCGUGGUGUUUGCAGGGUCAUUUUACAGCCAGGAUCAUUUAAUGCACCAGCUUCUGUACAGACAUUAACAUUCACCACCAGCAAACGGUAUACCUCCCAUUACUACUAAAGUUCCUACUGCAUAAUCUGUAUAGAAGUGCUUUUUGACACCCAGCAUACCAAGGCGUUAAAUAAGUUCAGUGACUGGAGCGACAUUCGCUGUCUGGCAUUACGGCUGUCGUAACACUUCACCGCUUUGCUUUUUCCAUCAACACUAGUGUUCAGUGAAUGCAGUUUCUGAAGACCAUCAUGAACACCAGCGUCAGCAGUCGUGUCCAGUACUUCAAACGCUAACAGGAGUGUGCCCUUUGGUGCUGCAGUAGCCAUGCCUGUGUGUGAAACGGUGGGAGAAACGGAUGUUACAGUGUAGGUUAUCAGCACGCUCCUCUAAUUGGCUUAAAUUCAAACUGGCCCAUUUGGACAAAUUGCAAUUAGGACUUUCAUUUUGUGUAAUGGAGUGCAUGUCCCACCCUUCAGUUCUGUUUCUACAUUCUGAGCCUUGGAUUGUUGUGAAGGGUGUGUGUGUGUGUGUGUGUCAUUUUGAUUUGGUUGGUUUUUUUGCGCUUUGUUUUGGAAUAAUGAACUUGAAAAGCAAAUAAACAGUGCUUGUUUA